GGAACGUUUCCGGUUUUGCUUGCCGCCGCUCCCAUUUUGUGGCAGUUUAUUUCGCAAUUCGUUGCAGUCCAGUCAGACAACGCUGGAGGGACGAUAAGCAAACUCGGUCUACCUCCUACUGCUCCAGCACACCCAAAAUGGUGUACGACGCCUGCCUGCCUCCCCCGGUUCCGCUCCGUUCAGACCCCAGCGAUAGCACAAACUGGCGCUGUUUACUCCUUCCAGAUCGUCUGACAGCUGCAUCAGUUCCGUUCUCUCCGUAGUGGAGAGUAGCGCGCACGCAUUUUCACUGAAACUACGCGAUCCACACAAUCCCCCACUGUUUAGAAAAAAUAUUAAUCUAUUCCUAAAUUAUAACUACAUUUCCACCUUAACCUAGUCGCACUGACGUAGCUAAUAUCACAUCUGGAUCUUUAUUACACCGACUGUAUAAAUUACAAUAGUGAGCAGUAGGAUCUGUCAGAAUCGUUUGUUUAAAUCAGCCUCCCCAAGUCUUACGCCUAAUUAAUUCCCAUGUUUGUAGGCUUAAAUAGCCCUUUGUUUACAUGCAAUUCCUCACUCUGCGGAAGGAGUCUUUACUGUUGCUCCACGAUUCCAACCAGCUGUUUCCCGCCCUGAAAAGACAUCCGAUCAGCUGCAAGUACACACAUACACGUACAUGCAGAGGGUGGAGAAAGCGCUGCACACACACACACACCGAGGGAACCCCAUCAGCUGGAAGAGGAGUAUUAUUACAACUCGGAACUGUUCCAUUGCGUUGGAUAUGUGUGACCUGCCGAUUUAAUGCGAAUAUCCACUUUGGGAAAAAAUAGGAAUAUUGCGAGGAGGAAAGGGGGGCUGCAGGGUAACGAUAAAGUGGUUAAAAAGGACUGGAUUGCCCAAACUGGAGAGAAAAGCAUGGAGUAUUUCAUGAUGCCAGCUCAAAAGGUUCCCUUACAGCAUUUCAGGAAGACGGAGAAAGAUGUGAUCGGGGGUCUGUGUAGCCUGGCCAACAUCCCCCUGACGCCAGAGACGGCACGCGACCAGGAGCGGCGAAUCCGCCGCGAGAUCGCCAACAGCAACGAGCGGCGCCGCAUGCAGAGCAUCAACGCCGGCUUCCAGUCCCUCAAAACACUCAUCCCCCACAGCGACGGGGAGAAGCUCAGCAAGGCCGCCAUCCUGCAGCAGACGUCGGAUUACAUCUUCUCCCUGGAGCAGGAGAAGACCCGGCUAAUGCAGCAGAACUCCCAGCUCAAACGCUUCAUCCAGGAGUUCAGCGGCUCCUCCCCUAAGCGGAGGCGGGUGGAGGAGAAGGACGAGGGGAUCGGGUCUCCGGACAUCCUGGAGGAGGAGAAGGCGGAGGACUUGCGGCGGGAGAUGAUUGAGCUCCGGCAGCAGCUGGAGAAGGAGCGCUCCGUGCGCAUGCUGCUGGAGGAGCAGGUGCGCUCUCUGGAUGCUAACCUGUACCCUGAGAAGCUGAAGGAGAUCGCCCAGCAGGUUCAGGACCAGCAAGCGCAGAUGCAGACACAGACGCUGCUCCGGCUGCAACAGCUUCGUGAACAGAAGGAGAAAGAGCAGAAACCACGCAGCCCACAGGCCCCAGCCACGCCCCCAGCCCCCACCCACCAUGCCACAGUCAUUGUCCCCGCCCCCACGUUGCCACUCCCACCCCACCACAUCACCGUGGUUACCAUGAGCCCAGCCUCUGUCAUCAACACAGUGUCCACAUCACGGCAGAAUCUGGACACCAUUGUGCAGGCCAUCCAGCACAUUGAGGGCACGCAGGAGAAGAGCAGCAGUGCAGAAGAGGACCAGAGACGGGCCGUCAUCGUCACCUCCACCUCCACCUCCACCCGCGCUCCACCCAACACCUCCACCUCUACUCGUGCUCCACCCAACACCUCCAGCUCUACCCGCGCUCCACCCAACACCUCCACCUCUACUCGUGCUCCACCCAACACCUCCAGCUCUACCCGUGCUCCACCCAACACCUCCACCUCUACCCGUGCUCCACCCAACACCGCCAGCUCUGAUACUGCCUCAGACAGCGAGGGGCCUGACGACCACCUGCUGACCUGAUCCUGCACACACACACACACACACAUGCACAUGCACACACACUCACGCACACACAUACAUACACACACUCACACUUACUAUCACUCAUAGAAAUGUACACACACACAUUCACACAUACACAUCACGCGCACGCACGUAUACACACACACACACACACACACACACUCUUGGACAAACAGGGAUUCAGGGGGAAGGGAUUUCCCACACAUGCAAACUACAACCUGAUGCUCAUACAGAUACCUUACUGUGAUUGGCUAGCACAGACACCACAACCUGAUAGGCUAGCACAGAUACCACAGUCUGAUAGGUGAAUUCAGGUGCUACACCCUGAUAGGCUAGCACAGACACCACAGCAUGGAAGGCUGACUCAAGCACCACACUCCACACUCAAAGACCCAAAAAAAUGCACCUACAGAGGUGCCCUGCAAGUUAGCAGACAAACAGAAACUGGAAGAAACACGCGCACGCACACACA
Anguilla anguilla (European eel) is the source of this 2533-nucleotide messenger RNA. Its product is annotated as transcription factor AP-4-like. The coding region runs from base 784 to 2058 and encodes 424 amino acids. NCBI's taxonomy places the organism in Eukaryota, Metazoa, Chordata, Actinopteri, Anguilliformes, Anguillidae. The transcript is spliced from 7 exons. Gene Ontology annotation, biological process: regulation of transcription by RNA polymerase II. Gene Ontology annotation, cellular component: nucleus. The record is from RefSeq and is a predicted model, not a curated record. Gene Ontology annotation, molecular function: protein dimerization activity; DNA-binding transcription factor activity, RNA polymerase II-specific; RNA polymerase II cis-regulatory region sequence-specific DNA binding.